Molecule: messenger RNA, 1602 nt
Organism: Bacidia gigantensis
Lineage: Eukaryota; Fungi; Ascomycota; Lecanoromycetes; Lecanorales; Ramalinaceae
Exons: 1
Coding region: 1-1602 (533 amino acids)
Source: RefSeq, a predicted model, not a curated record
AUGUCAGCAGCAUUGUGGGAGAGACUUGCAGAGCUGAGUCCUCAGAUCGAGGCCAUUCUCGAGACUAGCGGCUCUCCCGGCCUGUCCUUGGGAGUCUUACAUCAAGGUGGAAUAGUACACACAGCACACUUCGGGCGUCGAGACAUCGACACUGACGAAGCUCCAAAUGAUGACACUGUAUACCAUGUCGCAUCACUUACAAAAGCCAUUACUGCGAGCACUGUUGCAUCUCUGGUCGAUAGCGGCACUCUAGAUUGGGACUUACCAGUAAGGCACUACGUGCCAGAAUUUGGCCAACGAGAUGACGAACUGGGCCGUCAUGGUACCUUGAAAGACCUAUUGUCUAACAGAACAGGUCUUGCAUUGUCGAAUGCAUUAUGGGGGCAAAAAGAAGGCGAGUUUUUGCUACCAAGGAGCGAGAUCAUUCCGACCAUAUGUCAAAUGGGAACGAUGAAGCCUCUGCGUGACUCUUUCGUAUAUUCACAAUGGAACUAUGCCCUGGUCACCGAAAUCGUUGAAAAGGUUACGGGUAAGUCCUUUGGGCGGUGUGUCAAAGACAGGAUAUUGGAUCCUUUAGGUAUGGAUAGAACUACCUUCAAUCCCGAGGAGGGUGACAACGUGGCGCUUCCGUAUGCGCUACUCGAUAAUGCAACACCUCAUCGCAUAGCUCUCACAAACUUGUCGGAUGAGACGGGCUUAGCUGGGACAGUUGCAGCCAGAAGCAGUAUCAGAAAUCUCCUGUCGUUCUACCGGGCAUUGUUGGCCGCGUACUCGCAGGGAGAUUGUGAAUCCACAAAACUCAACCCUUUGAAACAGGCGAGAGCUAUUUUCACACCUCAUAUCGCGAUAGGUGGCUCUGACAUAGAGAAUAAAGCCUACUGUCUUGGGUUGUAUCGGACAAAGUUGCCAAACAACAUAGGCUAUUCCAGUAUGAACAACAUCCUAAUAGGGCCGAAGAAAAUGCCUGUUGCUCAAUCAACAUCGCCGGGCCUGCAGGUGUACCACCACACAGGCAAUGUCCCUGGAUUUGUGGCAUCUGCUUUCUUAGUACCAUCUUCUCAAAGUGCUAUCGUUGUCCUCACCAACGCCCUACCAUUGAUGGACCCAACAGACUUUGUGGGCCAGCUUGUCCUGUCGAGGCUUCUGGGGCAAAAGCCGCCAUCGAACUUACUAGAGCUCAGCAAGCUUGGUCGUUCUGCUAGUAUCCUCUCGUAUGGCGCGCUCAACAAACAGCUCCAGAAACAUAAGACUACAAAGCUUCCUACUUUUCCGCUGGACACCUACGAAGGGCACUAUUUCAAUGUCGCCGGCAAUUUCAAGCUCGUCAUCCGAAGACAGAGCCAAAGUCUCAUCAUGAAUGUUCAAGAUCUUCCUCUUACCAAGUAUGAGCUGCUGCCAUAUGAUGGUGACACCUUUUACUGGCCCGCGAACCGUGACGUGGAAGUCAAGCAGUGCAUGUGGCCACUCCCAUUUGCUGGAUAUCACAAGAUCCAAUUUGCUGGGAUGACUUCUGGGUCCAUCGACCGAUUGAUCUGGCAGCAUGACCCUUUCGCAAAGCCUGAGGUCUUCAAGAAGAAGGCUUCCCAAGCGUCGAAACUUUGA